This is a messenger RNA of Pochonia chlamydosporia 170, 2436 nucleotides long. Its product is annotated as ATPase. Gene Ontology annotation, molecular function: ATP binding; ATP hydrolysis activity. The transcript is spliced from 2 exons. Lineage: Eukaryota; Fungi; Ascomycota; Sordariomycetes; Hypocreales; Clavicipitaceae. The record is from RefSeq and is a predicted model, not a curated record. The coding region runs from base 1 to 2436 and encodes 811 amino acids.
AUGCCUACAAUCAGUGUUGACGUUGAUGAUGUCGAGUCGGUUGUCAGCCUCGAAUCGGAAGGGCCUCACCCGGCAGAUAGGCUGCCCAAGUUUGAGAGACACUCAAUCUUAAAAGUAAAUGGGAAAGUCCCAGAGGUUGUGUAUUCUCUCCAUCUGCUGGACAGCCGACAGCAAAUCAUAGACCACCUCCAAAGCGACGAGCCAUUUGACAAGCAGGCGGGAAAGCCUGACUGGUUCGGUAAUGACGCAUCACCCGAUUCUGCUGGCGAAGACAGCCGUGAACGACGUUCCGGCCGGGCAGGCGAGCAGCCGGUGAUCGAAAUUGUCAAUACGGUCACCACUAGAAGACGGCCAGGGGAUCGUCUUAUCACUCGACCGUAUGGGCGUACCUUGCCAACCCAUAUCAGGCAUCCUCAACCGGUCAUUUACGAAGACGCUCGAUAUGAGGAACAACAUUACAACGGAGUCACCAGACGCAGUUCGCACAUGGUUAUUCAUUCAACAUACAUCAUAAACGCUCUGAAAGCAGUAGUGGCGUAUUAUCCCGACUUUCACCUUCACGCGCCACGAGUGAUUGUUGAUGCUCCGUAUCAUGUGUUGUAUCACCACCGUGAGGAGCUCGCCGCCUACAAGGACAAUCAACCUUCGACGCACGAGGAAGAUUACAAGUUGACCGCAUCCCAUCACAUUGACGUGCUUCUGAAGUACCUGGAUGCCACAUAUGGGCGUGAGUUCCGGGAAGAAGAAGCCCGCCACAAAUUACCCAAUCCCGUCACCACACAUGAAUGGUACUGGACUUUGUUCAAGCCUGGUCAGGUUGUUUACGCGCAAAGGGAUGGGGCGUGGGGUGCCUAUAUCGUCAGUGGAUUUGUAGCACCAAGAGCACCAGGCGACCGAUAUCUGAUAUAUGCGUGGUAUCUAAGGGCAGAUGGCGAUACAAUUAUCAGAGAUACGACAAAGUUCUCGGUAAGAUUCUGGGAGGGCGAAGUUCCUAUCAACAGCCUGUCAGUGUUCCCUAAGGAAUUUUGGACAGAGGACCUGCAGGGUCAAGUUGGAAAGUCCGAAAAGUCGGAAAAGCCCGAAAAGCCUCUAAGGGAGAAGCUCAUCGAGCAAGGGAAACAGCUCUGGGAGCUUCUCAAGGCACCCACGUCGAAGCAGUACAAUGGGGAGCUUGUUGACGACGUUUUUGACGUCAAGGAUGUCCAGAAAGGCUUCGUAAGCGGUCGUGUCAUUUGCGACUCGUCAGGCUUUGAUGAGUUUUGUCCCGCAAACAAGAACUUCAGUAAUCGACACGACGAGAGGACAUACGAAGUGAGGCAUCGAAAUAUCAGAACACGAGAUCACGACGAUGAUGCCUUUGACCUUUUACCACACUCGCCGCCUCGUUGUGGGUGUCGAGCCUGCGUCGCCAGGCCACAGGAGUCUACCGAAGAGGUCGUGUUCCAAGACUUCUACACCCACAUACCCGAGUUAGACGAGGCGCCCGACAACGACCUCUUUUACAUGGUCUGCAGCCAGCUCAUUCCCGGAUUCAUCCUGUCGUCUCGCCGCUGGGGAAUUUUCAAAAUCUCCAACCUGUCAGACAUCAAACCCGACAAAGAGGCGUUCAAAUACCUCGUCCUAGACGACAAGCUCAAACGCACCGUCAAAGCCCUUAUCGGUCGCUUUGCAGCCUCCAUCGACAACAAAGUCGCCCCCUGGGGUAACGAUUUCGUCAAGAGCAAGGGCGAAGGCCGCAUCUUCCUUCUCCACGGCCAACCUGGCGUCGGCAAAACCUCCACAGCAGAAUGCAUCGCCGAGCUCGCCAACCGGCCCCUUAUCCCCCUCACAUCCGGCGACCUCCUCACCUCGCUCGAGGACGUCGAGAAAAAUCUCACCUACUUCCUCACCUUGGGUCAACGCUACGGCGCACUAGUCCUGCUCGACGAAGCAGACAUCUACCUCGAGCACCGCACAGCCAGCGACAUCACCCGCAAUGGCCUCGUGUCCAUCUUCCUCCGUGCUCUCGAAUACUACCGCGGCGUGCUGUUCCUCACGACCAACCGCGUCCAGUCUUUUGAUACUGCCUUCCUCAGCCGCAUCCACGUAGCCCUGCACUAUAAGAACCUCACGAAUGAGAACCGUGAGCGAAUCUGGGCCCAUGCAUUUGAGAGACUUGUGCGUGAUUCCAACGGCAAGAUACACGUCUCGUCUGCGGCGAAGGACUAUGUAUUCCACCACGAGGAUGUGCAGGUGUUGAAGUUGAAUGGACGAGAGAUCCGGAACGCAAUGCAAACGGCCUUGGCGCUCGCAGAGAGUGAAGCAGAGGAGGAAGGUGAUCAGAUCAUUACCAUACGAGCGAGCCACUUGGAGGCGGUUGUGGAGAUGAGCUCAAGCUUCAAGGGGUAUGUUGCUGGUUUGAAGGGCCGAGAUGGUUGCGAGGGAGAUAAAGAGUGA